Messenger RNA from Ruditapes philippinarum (Manila clam), 3992 nucleotides. Its product is annotated as tumor necrosis factor ligand superfamily member 10-like. Gene Ontology annotation, molecular function: tumor necrosis factor receptor binding. The coding region runs from base 409 to 1407 and encodes 332 amino acids. The transcript has 4 exons. NCBI's taxonomy places the organism in Eukaryota, Metazoa, Mollusca, Bivalvia, Venerida, Veneridae. Gene Ontology annotation, cellular component: membrane. Gene Ontology annotation, biological process: immune response. The record is from RefSeq and is a predicted model, not a curated record.
CAGGCGAUUCAAUACACUACGGUGCUAUCGGUGGUUACUUUUUGUAUAAUGCAUAUCGAAACAUUACUUAUAUUUUGAAUAGGUGGAAUUUUCAUUCCGUUAAAAGGUCGAGACAUGUCUACAUGGGAUUAACAUAACCGGAUUAGUUCCAAGUUUGUAUUUUGGUUUAAUGUACGUGGCGGAAGCGUAACAAAUUGGUUGAAUACACACAUAUCAGCUGUCUUAUACAUGUUGUUGAUUGACAGUGAAUGUUUCAGAUGCUGUACACUUGUGUUUUCUAGCCGCGCGUGGGGUUAUUUAUAGAAAAGCUGUUGAAUGUCACUUAACUGAAAUAAACAUCGUUUAUCGUUUAAUUUCACUCUUGAUUUUUCACAGGAAUAUUUUGUAUUAUUUUUCAACGCACGUAAAAUGAACGACCAGGAAAAAGAGGCGAGGGCUUUCAUUAAAAAUGGUAGUGGAAGUAAUAAUGGAAAAAUGAACAAUUUACAGGCUGAAUCACAAAUGGGAGUAAAACGACAAAUUGCUCAGUUAAAAACGUACAUCUUGGGCUUGGCUUUACUUCUCGCCUUAACUUUUAUAAUACUCGUCAUUACAUUCUCAGUGCUAUUCGCAAAUCUCAAAUGGGACAUUGAAAAUCAUAAUCAUCCGCCAAAAGUCGGUGCUCAGAUGAACAAAGUUCUUGAAAAAGAGGAAUUGUGUUUAUUAUGCAACGAAGUGCGAUUAGGUCCUAGUGUGGAAGAAGACCAAAUGUUGGAUUAUUUUGUGCGAAAACGUGGAGUUAAUGGCAGAAAAGACGAGGAAUGCUGCGUAGAAACACCGGCACAGCUACUUAAAUUGCUUCAAAUGUUUGUCGAGAAGAAAUAUAGAGAAGAAAUGGCUCAUGGUAACAUCAAGAUAGAUUCCAGCACAGACACCGGACCUGGUGAAAUGAAACCUGCGGCGCAUUUGAUGGGAUCUGUCCGGAAACCAGAACAGCCAACUGUACCUGGACGACAAUUCCCGAUCUCACAUUGGAUUAGUCAAGAAGAUCUCGCCUUCACCAGCAAGGUUCAGUACCGACACGGUAGAGUGGUUAUUUUAGAAGAAGGUCUGUACUAUGUGUACAGCCAGCUAUCAUUCCUGGAGGUAUUUGAUAACCCUAACAGCAUAGAGCAUAGCUCGCAGUCGUUGUCUCAUUAUAUAUACAGAUACAACAUCAUAUACCCGCAUGGUGGCGAGGAAUCUAUGAUACAAAACAGUAUAACCAAGUGCUGGGGCCAAAACAAAGCCUUUGGGGAGUAUACUAGCUAUCUCGGAGCUGUAUUCCAUCUUCGACAAGGCGAUGAAUUAUUUGUGAAAGUCUCAAAUUUGACUUUGAUAGUACGCGAGCCAAAACUAAACUAUUUUGGUCUGUUCAAAGUCAACUAACAAAGUGCUUUCUAAACUGUCACUAUAAUUAUUCCAGGGGUUUUCAAGCAUUUUUAGAUCAAAGCUGAUUUUUUCCAAACAAAAUUAUAUAAUAUAAAGUUUUUUUUGCCCAUUAAACUGAUUAUUUUAAAAAGGUUGUAAAGUUCUUAAAAAGGUAAUAUGUUUUAGAUAAUGUUCAUGUAUAUAAAUUUAUAUUAAUCAGAGUUUAGGCCUUUGAAGCAUUUCAUCAUUUUUUAUUCAAUCACAUGAUGUCAUAAGAUCUCCAGGUAAAUUAAAGGUUGAACCCAAACUUAAAUCAUGAUUUCCCCAUACACUUCAUGUAGAUUUAAAUCUGCUGGGACGCAGAUCGUCUUAUGUCGCCGAUCUGCAUGUUUUACAGAUACUGGUUCCCCAUCAUUAUCAUUGUCCUGCCUUUGUUUGUUCAGUGAAAAUGGGAACCAAAUAAAGCCGGUGUGAAUGGUAUCACUAAAGUAACUAGUAGAUACAUAAAUGUGAACAUGUCAGUCAUUUAAAGGGCUUGUAAAGUCUCAUUCUUCCAUAUAUACGAGUACAUGGUUAUGUCUAAUAGUUUGUUUAUACAUAUUUAUGUCUAGGCUAUAUCAGAACAUUGGUUUUAUAAACAUAAGUUAUGUCUAGGUUGGGUGAUUAUCUAGGAAUUGGUUUAUUUACUCAUUCAUUAGACAUGUCUAGGUAACAUCUAGAAAACUGUUAAUACACAUUUUUACAUGUACACUGAGAUUUCAUGACUUAGUUCUAUUGAUAAACAUUUAUUUUACAUGUCUAGGUUAUAUCUAGAGAUUGGUUUUAUAAACAAUAUUGAUGGUUAAAUAAAUCAUUUAUAUUUUUGAAAUAAAAAGUCGAAAAAUCAUGUUAAGGAAAUAUUAUUUUAUUAACAUUUACCAGUAAUGUUGAGGCUAUAUCUAAAAGUUGAAGUAAUGUCUGGGUUAUGUCUAGGCUUACACAUCUAUUUUACCUGUCUAGGUUAUAUCUAGAGAUUGGUUUAAAAAACAAUAUUGAUUGUUAAAUUAAUCAUUUAUUUUUUUGAAAUAAAAAGUCGAAAAAUGAUGUUAAGGAAACAUUAUUUUAUUUACAUUUACCAGUAAUGUUGAGGCUAUAUCUAAAAGUUGAAGUCAUGUCUGGGUUAUGUCUAGGCUUAAGUUUGUUAACAUUUAUAAGUCAGGUUGAAUCAGAAAAAUGGUUUAUAAAAACUAAGUUAUAGCUGGUAAAUGAUUGGUAAAUAUUACGUAAAUGUCAAGUCUUUGUUACAGUUUUUACAAAAUUUGUUGUAGGUGAUAUCUAGGUUUAUGUCUUGUAACUAAAUGUGUAUAAUUCAUGUCUAGGUUAUGUCUAGAAAUUGGUUUAAUUUUGAAUUGGUACUAUUGUUUCAUGUGUUCAUUAAUGUACACAAUUUUUCUUCCAAUUAGAAAACGAACAAAAGUGUAACAUACAAACAACAUAUCUGUGUAUGAACAUGUCAUAUUCAUUUUCCUUUAACUGCUUUUAUAUUUUUUGUAGCCCACAUAUUUUGUAAAUGAACAUUCCUACGUUUUCGUUUUGUAUGCUCGUCCAUUAUAAUAUAAAUUGUGUGCUUGUAUUUAUAUUAUAUAAUUUAAACAUACAUACAUAGGUAAAAAUUCAAAUCCAGAUUAUCUAGGUAAAAGUAAAAUUUUUUUGUAGACUAAAAUUUCAUUCAAUUAGACCGAAAUUUCGAUUUUGAAAAACUUUCCUAAAUUCAAUAUUUUCGGUAUAAAUUUAGCAUAUUUUUUUUUCGAAUAUCAGUAAAUAUGACUUUGUACCAGUUCCACAGUAUUUUAACUGUUUGACUAUCAUUUCAACAAUAUACAUGUAUAUAUAACAAUGUAGACUCAUAAGUAUAAUUAUAUUUUCAUUUUAUUAAUAUUGGUAAACUCUUUGUGGACUUUGGGGAAAUAUGUUUCGUUCUUGAAAUUGUUUAUUCUAUGUUGUACUCUGUACAUAUAUGUAUCUAGAUUAUUAUUAUAUUUUACCUGUUGUUUAAUAUUUGUUAAGAUGUGCUAAUUAUUUCUGUUCAUAAUUGUUUAUUGAAUGCCAAAUUUUACUUAGUAAAUGUGCUCGUUUAAGAAAUCUCAUAUUUAACAUGUAACUCUGUAAUUCUACAAUUAUGCUGUUUUUGUAUAGAACCCAUCUUUCAUAUUGUAACAUCUGGUAUGCUAUGUAUGUGUGUGUAGAAAAAAAGAAGAACACAAACAUGUAAGAUAUGCCGUGUUAAAUCUUCCAGCAUAUUUCUUUUCAUACUGUCUAUCAAGUGUCUAUCAUUUGUUUUGUUUUAAUUCAGAACUUAAUUUAAAACUUUCACUAAAAUCGAUUUACCGCAGCUGUUCUUUGUUUAAGUCAAAUGUUUAUUUUUAAUCAAAGUUUUUUAUAAUUACAGAACUGACAUUUUAAUGAGAACUGUAUCGACAUGGGCGCAAUAGUUGAGUCGUGGUUUUGUUUAAUAACCCACCCAGAUGUCGAUUUCAUUGUCACAGAUUACAUGGUUUUCUUUUACAUUGAUUAGAUAAUGUAACAUAACUUUUCUUUAUAAGAAAAUGACAAAUUGUUUUUUU